This is a messenger RNA of Heterobasidion irregulare TC 32-1, 824 nucleotides long. RefSeq lists its product as uncharacterized. Bases 13 to 663 code for a protein of 216 amino acids. The record is from RefSeq and is a predicted model, not a curated record. Gene Ontology annotation, molecular function: RNA binding; histone H2AQ104 methyltransferase activity; rRNA methyltransferase activity. The transcript has 4 exons. Gene Ontology annotation, cellular component: box C/D methylation guide snoRNP complex; small-subunit processome; nucleolus. NCBI's taxonomy places the organism in Eukaryota, Fungi, Basidiomycota, Agaricomycetes, Russulales, Bondarzewiaceae. Gene Ontology annotation, biological process: rRNA methylation; box C/D sno(s)RNA 3'-end processing.
GGCAAGGAGGCGAUGCUCGUCACCAAGAACAUUGCUCCCGGUGAGUCCGUCUACGGCGAGAAGCGGAUCUCCAUCGACGGGGGUGUGGAUGGGACAAAGGUCGAGUACCGUGUUUGGAACCCGUUCCGCUCCAAGCUUGCGGCCGGUGUUUUGGGUGGGAUGGAUCAUAUCUACAUCGCACCUGGUAAAAAAGUACUGUACCUCGGGGCCGCCAGUGGAACGAGUGUCAGUCACGUCGCGGACAUCGUAGGUCCUGAAGGUGUUGUGUACGCCGUUGAGUUCUCCCCUCGGUCAGGUCGUGACCUUAUUAACAUGGCCAAAAAACGGACGAAUGUCAUCCCAAUCGUGGAAGACGCUCGUUUCCCAAACAAGUACCGCAUGCUUAUUUCCUCCGUCGAUGUCAUCUUCGCGGAUGUUGCGCAGCCAGAUCAAGCUCGUAUCGUUGCGCACAAUGCGCACAGUUUCUUGAAGCAGGGUGGCCAUGUUGUCAUCUCCAUCAAGGCAAACUGUAUUGACUCGACGGCACCCGCUGAAGUCGUAUUCCAAAACGAGGUUGCGGCUCUGCGGAAUGAAAAGUUCAAGCCGCUUGAACAAAUUACAUUGGAACCCUACGAACGUGAUCAUGCCAUGGUUACUGCUGUCUACCUGCGGCACGAGGCAUAGUACGGUGGUGCUGUAGUGUUCGGUUUCUGGGGAUGGGGCUGCGUCUCUUUGUCUGGUGUAUCUUUAAUGUCUUUGCUAUCGAAUCUUCUUUUCACGGUGCUCAGAUAUGUGUAGUUGAGCGAGGGCUGUUCGGCGGGCGUCUGGAGAGGUACUUGCUAAUU